AUGGGUGUUAGUAAACACAUUUUACAAGCAAGAAAACCAAACAACAAACAAAGUAAAUAUACUCACCCAAAAUCGAAAGUUCAAUUUCAAGAAACCAAUAGAGAAGCAUUAGGAAAGAAGAACAGACAUUAUCCAAUUCCAAGAAACCAAAAAAGAAGCAUCAGAAAAGAAGAAUGGAUGUUAGUAAACACAUUUUACAAGCAAAAAAACCAAACAACAAAUGAAGUAAAUAUACCUAUCCAAAAUCAAAAGUCAAUUUCAAGAAACCAAUAA
Messenger RNA from Cetraspora pellucida, 273 nucleotides. Lineage: Eukaryota; Fungi; Glomeromycota; Glomeromycetes; Diversisporales; Gigasporaceae. The record is from the annotation of a GenBank genome assembly.